Hyalella azteca is the source of this 4213-nucleotide messenger RNA. RefSeq lists its product as uncharacterized. Lineage: Eukaryota; Metazoa; Arthropoda; Malacostraca; Amphipoda; Hyalellidae. The transcript is spliced from 2 exons. The record is from RefSeq and is a predicted model, not a curated record. The coding region runs from base 286 to 3486 and encodes 1066 amino acids.
UUCACACAUAUAAUUUUUCACAGAUUUUGAAGACACAGUUCACGAGCAAGUGCUUUCACCGAGGAGCCAAAUGUAGGAGAGGCAACAGAUGCCGCAAUAUUCGUCCAUAAAUUAUAAACACUGCAGCUUACAGCCGUAACCGAUUUUUACUUGCAAGUGAAUAACAAGGACAAAUUGAUUGAAAAUUUAGCGUUAAAUAGUGGAUUAUUUGAAAAAUAUCAAAGAAAUAAACGUUGGAAAGAACUGUGACGUCCUAAUCUUCCAUACUACCCUAAAAACACGAAGAUGUCGAGCCGACCUACAAGUGCCGUGUUCUUGAUGACUCUCCUGGCCUGCGCUGUCACGGUCGUGUCGUCCAGGGAAGCAGCCACGACAUCAGCUGGGAGACCAAGCGUCGUGGGGGAUGAAAAUGAAAGUUUGUACCCGCGUCGCUUCAACCAAAAAAGCGGAGAGUUGAUUAUAGACGCGAGCGCUGCUUCUGAAGACGAUAGCGCGAGAUCUGAUACUCCGAAUUAUUUGAAUGUCACCAAAAAAUCAUACUUUCGCAGAGAAGUUUCGAGACAUGAUAAGAACAAUCCAAUAAAUCCCAUUAAGAAUAGCAACUAUUUUUCCUCAAAGGACGAGAAAAUACCAAAAGAAAUUACAGUUUCGCAUUCACAAGUUCCUCGUCAUCAACCUACUGCGCUAUCCAAGUCUCCAGUGCAGAACGUGAAAGCAGUUCGGGUUUCAAACUCUUCAAAGAAAAUUCUGAGGAUAAGACGACGGCCGAGGCUGUUGAAAAACAACCCUCAAAACUCAGAUCAGAACGACCAAAUUACUCAGGAAUUCAUGAAAUCUCCAAAUGCUGACGAUGUUCACAAUGUAGAGCCUCGUAAAAGAAGGCGAAUCAAAAAGACAAAAUCAGGCUCAAGAAAUCCACGACUUGUCGAACCCAGUGACGAAGACAUCACACACACGCGUGUUGCUCCCACUCGCGUGGGUCGGAGAAGAAAAUUGCGGAAAAAUUCAUUGUUACGACAGUUCAAAAAUUCAAAUCGACAUUCAUCGCCUGAUGGUAGCCAGGAACGAAAAUUAAAAAUGUUUAAUUACCGAGUACCCUGCUUUGCUAACGGAAACGACCAACUGGCGGUUGGGACGGCGACGACAUUGAAAGCUAGACAAAGAUACAAUUACCCUGUCAGGCCAGAUGCUCUCUACCCAUCUCGGGAAGUCAACUCAGAGCGCCUGAUUACCGAAUCAGUGAUAACACAAACCAAUCCUAAGGACACUCAAAUAAAAUAUAAUAUUGCUCGAAAUGUGCUGUCGUCAAAUCUCGAAGGAACACAGGACGAAAUUCAAAUCGGAGAAGACCCAAUCCGCGAACAAGUGAAUAGCGGGUUCCAGGGAGGACCGAAAAUUCAUUUGCGGACAGUCGAGCAAGUUCAAGGAAGUGACCCUAGAACACCCGUUUACUAUCCAAAAUCCUUCAGAAAAAUGCGAGCUUCUGCAGGAGGAAGAUUAAAAACAAGAAAAAGAAACUAUGAUCCUAAACCUAAUGAUCACAGAAACGAUCUUAAGCUAUCAGAAGUAAAGAACAACACCGUCGGAAAUCAUUUGUCUGACGACGUCGAAACCAAGUUCCAAGAACCGAACGAUACAGAGGAUGAGGAAGCGUCGGUUCAACCUCCGCUUCCAAAACGUGCUAAGAAAAUGAUUGAUCACGUGAGACAACAUUCGCCGAGAAGUGCUGAUCGAGCUCCUAUAUUUCAAGACAAGAGAACUCACCCUCUGGAGAUCCAAUACUAUGACGCCCUUGAAGACGAGAUUAGAAAAUCUUCAUUCCUAACAGAAUCUGUGAGAUUAGUUUCAUCAGAUACUUUCAGAGAUCUCGUGAAGUCAAACAGGACAAAGAAAGUAUCUACAGAUAAGCAAGUUAAAAGUGAACAAAAGCUACCAAUCUUGGUUAAAAAUAAUUUAAAGCCUAAUAAGCCAGAAAUUCAUAUCUUACAAAGUCAGAAUAUUGUCUUUGAGAAUCCUUUCUCUGACGAAGUAUCUAAGACAACCACAUCAGAUACGAAUGAAAAAUCCUUUAAUGAAGCCAAGAAGUGGCAAGACUACUAUAUGAACUUGAGAAAUCAAGCGAAACAUGUGGGUGGCGACGACAGUUUAAAAGCACAAGAUGAUUAUCACAGUUUCGGCAAUCCUUCAGUUUCCAAAGACUACUACCACAAUUGGGACAGUAUACCGAGAUAUCGUCUUCAACCUUCCACCAAAACGAACCCGAAUUUAUUAGCAGAUCCUGAGCUUGACGCAAAAAAUCCUCCAAGUCGAACGAAUUCUGAAAAUAAUCUAAAUUCUAACUUUCAGAUACAAACUGUGUUUUCUGAUCCAAGUUCUAACGAAGAUCAUCAAGGACAAGGACCCAUUACUAGCGUGCCUAUCCAUUUUGUUCGAGUGCAUCAAGCGCAGCAUGGAAAACUCAACGAGGUUGACCACGAACAUAGAUUGCAUGGUGUAUACCGAAGCCCCGGCAGAAGAAACGAAGGAAAUUAUGCUGGAAAUGUAAGAGAUUCAAAUUAUCCCGAAAAAAUUAAUGUUAAUGUAAAUAGCUUGGACAAUACUAAGAAAAAUCCUAUACAUUUUGAUAAAUACGUCAAGUUAACACAUUCAUCCCGUGAUAGAAGUAGAAUAUAUCACGAUUAUCCAGAUUUAUUUUAUGAAUAUUUAACAGCCAGUGUUUAUGGUGACAAUAAGUCCCAUGAGAUUGGAAGCACACAUGCAAUCACAUCCCCGCUGAGAGUAAAAAACCCCAACAUUAUUCGCCCGACGACGAAAACGAUACCUUUAGCUCCAAUGCCUUCGAUAGAUGAACUGUAUAACUUCAAGGAAAACGACAGACCUGCUCCAGAUUCUGCACGAAGAUAUCACGGCCAGGAAUGGCAACAUGACAGAGAUGCCCUUUAUCCGUGGAGAUAUGAACGCCUGCAGAAUUAUUUACCUACUCGCCCAAUUCAUCAAGGUCGCGUCAAAAGCAUAGUCAUUGAUCUCUCAGAACCGCAAAUGUUUCCUCAGAAGGCCACCGGUUCAGAGGCUCAACGCGACACUAAAUUUGCUUUAAGUAAAGCAGAUGUUCCUGAUGUUACCCAGCGUACCUCCGUGUUCGACUCGUCUGUAACGUCAAUACAAAUUCCAAACGUAUCGACGGAGUCGAAACUUAUUUCGAAUGUUCUGGCGCGGAGUAAUAUCUUCAAAUCCAUGGCUAGUUCACGAAACGCAAAUAGCGGGACGAAAAAAUCACCGGAAAGCUACAGAUUAGGAAACAGAUUAUACUUCAAUAGCGGUAAUGCACAUCGGCAAGAGGAAAGGAAUGUCCUUCGCAAUUAUGAGCGGGACAUUGAUCGGUCGCAAGAUUGGACACCGAUCCCCUCGCCUUACUUUGAGUCACCGGAUUCUUCUCUCUACCAGGACUCCAUCAUCUUCCCUUCAAUGCCAUUUACACAAACUUGAGUUCCCUUUCAAUAAAUCCGCUACCGUCAAUGACAUAUGAGUUGCCACUCGGUAGAUAGAGCACUUGACUCACCGCUCGAUCCUCAAUAAAAACCAUAUAAUACUGGUCAAUACUACGACUUAUGAGGUUUGAUUAUCACUUAAUAACUGCCAAAGUGUUCUUAUUUCGCUAGGGAGUUAUGUUUCAUUUUUGCCAAUAAAAUAGAUCGUUGCUAUUGAAGGCCGGCGACGAGAGUGCUGUGGCGACUUUAAGUGACAUUGGUGUUAGUCUAUUCUCCGCAGAAAUGCUCCCCGAGCUUUAUAAUAUCAAAUAUAGCCAUAUAGGUGUAGUGGAAGGUAUGUUGUUUCAAGGUCACUGUUAAUGCACUAUAAUCUUCAAGAACAUUCAGGGUUUCCAGGGUAAAGUACAUAACUCAUUACAUUCAUUUCUUCACUUAUGUGGUCUAUAUAGCUUACUCGUUACUCAUAUGCUGCAGUUAUAUCGCAUUGUAUCUUGUUCACAACGUUAGCCAUUUAUAAAGAAGCGUUGUAUUUUGGCUGAUAUGUGUCGAAAAUAUCAGUCUCAGUCGCCAGAGUGAUGCGUGAUGGUAGUGAGUGUUUUGGGCAUAACACUAUGGUUUAAAGACACUUACAUUUAAGGGUAGAGGAACACCUCAGAGCAUUAAAAGAAUUUAAUUGUACUCACUGUGAAGAUAAAACACUUUUAUUAAAAUUAAAUAAAAAAUAA